AUGAAAUUAAUUUGUAAAAUAGAAGUCGUAAAUCGUGCCCACAAUAAUUUAAAUAUAAGAUCAAAUGGAAAAUACAUAAAAUCAACAUUAGCCCUAAGUAAAGAACCAAAAAAUAGUACCGAGUACUGUAUGUUUCAUUUCUCCUCGGUAAAUAAAUCUGGUAUUAAAUACAAAGUGAAAUGUAUAAAACAAGUAUUUGUGAAAUGUUUAAACGAGGGUAAAAUUACUAUAAGAUUUUCUGAGCCUCCACAUGACUUGUGUGUCAAAAGUGAAGUAUUACAGUUAAAGAGUUUUCUAAAUUUGUUGAAGUCCUGCAUUACGGGUAAUGUGAAAAAUUUAAAAGUUACAAAUUUGACGUCAGUUGGUGUGACUGCAUUAGACAAUGCUCCUACCAAGUUAACUAUAUUGACUCGUAAUGAUAUACCCUCAAAAGGAUUUCCACGUACCUUAGAAUCUCUUUACAUGGCUGGAUUAAAAUUAUGCAAUUUCCGCCGAGAUAUACUCUUACUGCGCCGUUUAACUGUGCUCGAUUUAAGCAACAAUGAAAUAGAAAAGAUCCCUUAUGAGUUUGCUAGGAUGCCAAAUUUAAGUGAGUUAUACUUAACUAAUAAUUCCCUAGGAACUCUUGAAAGUGUUGACUGGAGAUGGUUGCUAGGACCUCAGAUUACAAAGACAUUAAAACUCCUAGAUCUAUGUGGUAAUAAGCUGAAAGUUCUUCCAAGAAAUAUUUGGAAACUGCAUAAUUUAGUUACAUUAAAAUUGGACAACAAUCUAUUAGAGAGGCUCCCUGCAUCGUUAGGACGAAUGAGGAAGCUAAGAUACGUAACACUAAGUCAUAACUAUUUGCAGUACCUUCCUUGCAGUGUAAUGCAAUGCAGAUUAGACCAAUUAGAUAUAUCACACAACAAUUUACAAAACCCUGAAACACUUCAAAAACCAAUUGCAUUGCAAUGGGAUUUCUGUGUUGGCAGGCUAUUGGAUAUAGCAGCAAAAGUUGUUUUAAGGAAUAAUAUGUAUUAUGCAGCAAAUGUAAUUCCUUUUACCCUAGUUGAAACAUUAGACGGUGCUAAUACAUGUGUUUGUGGCAAACCUGUUUUAAAUAAUGUGUUUUUAAUCAAACAAUUUGACUCGCGUGAUUGCUUUAGUAAUGUAACUGUAGUUAAUAAUAAUGUAAAUAGUGCUAUUAACUUUCAAUGUUAUUUUUGCUCAUCCAAGUGUUUGAGAGUUAAUAAUUUUUAG
Pieris macdunnoughi is the source of this 1239-nucleotide messenger RNA. The record is from the annotation of a GenBank genome assembly. Lineage: Eukaryota; Metazoa; Arthropoda; Insecta; Lepidoptera; Pieridae.